AGAAUGCUAGAUUAAAAGGGUCAAGCAUCCUGCAGGUGUGUGACCCAUGGAUCAGAACAGCAGCAGUGAGGAGCUGCAAGUAAUUAGUAACGACCCCGUGGUGAGGAGGACGAGGACGGCCAUAGUGCAAGUGCUGGUGUGGUUCUUUAUUUACAUCGACAUCUUCAUGCUCUUCACCUUCUUCAGUAAGCAGACUUUCCGGGGCAACGCACGCUACAUCCUGUUUGCUCACACCCUGCUGGUGGACUCAAUCUACCUGUUGCUCACAGUACUGAUUGUGCUGAUUACCUAUAGCCAUCUGCUCUUUCCUGUGGGUUCCUGCAUCCUGAUCUGCAUUGUCAUUGAGAUCGUUAGCAGAUGCACGCCACUGACCAUCACUGCUAUGUGCUUAGAGCGCUAUGUGGCCAUCUGCAUGCCGCUAAGGCACGCUAACAUCGCCACUCCUAGAAGGUCGCUGGCUGCCCUCGUCAUCAUCUCAGCCUACAGCUCCCUCAUCCCUUUUCUGUACCUCUUUAUCCUGAUCGUCACGGCCCCUCCAGGCUACUUUGCAAAGCCGACCUUGUGCCAGUAUGAGAUCAUGAUUCUGACCGAGUGGCAUCGCUUCAUACGGAUUGUCUGGUAUCAAGUGGACUUAGCUGUGAUUGUGAUCAUCAUUCUGUUUUGUUAUGUUAAAAUCAUGCUGGCGGCUGUGGCUGCCUCUGGAGAGAAUAAGCAGUCUGCGUCAAAGGGGAGACGCACACUCCUGCUCCACGGCCUACAGCUCAUUCUGUGCAUAGUUGAAAGGUUGGGCCCCUACACUGAGAAAAUGGCACUGGAGCACAAUUUAGAGCUCUAUUUGACUAUACGAUACUUCAAUUUUGUGGCCUUGGGUAUCGUCUCCAGGGCUUUGAGUUCAAUAAUAUAUGGUCUCAGAGAUAAAAAGUUUUUCCUUGCUCUAAUGUAUUACACCACCUGCAGGUUUAAACACAAUAUGGCUGCUUAAAGUCUCUUCAGAGAUGACUCAGUAUAUGUGAACACCAUGAUAACACUAAUUCGUUAUGCAAGGCCUUUUUGGCAUGUGUAACUGUGAAUACGUCUGUCUCAAAUAUGCGCUUGAAAUAACUGAAGUCUUUAGAUGACAUUGAAAUUUCAAACACUGCUGAAGAUCCCUGAGUUAUCCCCAUGAAACAUGUUAAGUGUUGGUGGAAAUAAAUGUUGGUGAAUAUAAAUGUGUACUUUAAAACUGUAAGUCAUUUUCUGAAAUUUUACUGACGUAUAAAAGCUUUAAUUAUUUAAAAUAGUUUCUGACCGAGAUCCAAUUAGUGUAAUAGUUUAGUGCAAUAUGUAACUAAAAUUAUUAUGAAAAUUAGUGUUAUUUAUAUUCAGCGGUGAAGAGAAUGUGACAUGAAAAUUCAUGCUGUAGU
Messenger RNA from Anguilla anguilla (European eel), 1403 nucleotides. Its product is annotated as odorant receptor 131-2-like. The transcript has 2 exons. Gene Ontology annotation, cellular component: membrane. Gene Ontology annotation, molecular function: G protein-coupled receptor activity. Gene Ontology annotation, biological process: G protein-coupled receptor signaling pathway. The coding region runs from base 47 to 982 and encodes 311 amino acids. The record is from RefSeq and is a predicted model, not a curated record. NCBI's taxonomy places the organism in Eukaryota, Metazoa, Chordata, Actinopteri, Anguilliformes, Anguillidae.